Molecule: messenger RNA, 821 nt
Organism: Drosophila hydei
Lineage: Eukaryota; Metazoa; Arthropoda; Insecta; Diptera; Drosophilidae
Product: m-AAA protease-interacting protein 1, mitochondrial
Exons: 3
Coding region: 91-801 (236 amino acids)
Biological process (GO): protein insertion into mitochondrial inner membrane from matrix; inner mitochondrial membrane organization
Cellular component (GO): mitochondrial inner membrane
Molecular function (GO): ribosome binding
Source: RefSeq, a predicted model, not a curated record
UCCCUGGUCAAACAGCUGAUCAUACGGCAAUAAAAAUUCAAUCACAAUCACAAUUAAUAAAUAAUUGUUGUUUUAAAAAGUUGGUUAACUAUGCAACACACUUUAAGGCGAUGCCUAACCAUGGCGAAUACUGGUAGAGCGAGCAUGCGGCACCUAGCAACGUUGCCGCAUGCACCCGAACAGAACAAAAAUCAAACAAGUCGCAAUCAAUUGCCCCGUUUGAUGGACUUUCCGGAGAUAAUUUGGCCAUCGGCUCUAAAUACAAUUAAAAAUUGGAUAACAGUACAGUUUAUAAUACGUCCAUACUUCGACAGCGAAUUUCAAAUCAAGGACUUUGUAUUCGGCGCAAAACAGGCGCUGCAGGUCGUGUCCAGCCGUCUGGUGGGUGGCGAUCUGAACCAAUUACAGGAUCUAGUCACACCCGAUGCUUUAGCAGAACUUAAGCCCGUCGUCCAGAAGCUGUCCAUGACGCAGCGCAAACAGUUGGAGAUUAAUGAGAGCGACAUCUAUUUGUCAUUUCCCUACCAAAUAGGCAUAAUGUUCGACGAUGCGAAUGAUAAGCUGCAAAAGCGUUGGGUCGAGAUUACAAUGGUGUUCCAUGUGAUGCGUGGAUUGACUGAAAUGCGUCAGCGCGGCGAGGAGAUACCCUGGAAUAUGGGCACCAUGCCGGAAUAUCAAGAUCGCGUGUUCAUUUGUAAUUAUCGCUUCAAGAAGGAGUUUACAGCUGGACAACAAUCAGACUGGACGAUCAAUGUGGCCAACCACUUCAGGGCCAUUGAUCUUAUAAAUGAAUCGAAAUAGCAGUUGGUUUCCUAACUCUU